AUGGUAAACGAUAAGUUGAGUUCAAGCGAUCGACAUUCCACGCGUAAUUCACGUCAUUGGACACGUUUAGAAUUAAAGAUCUUGGAGAAUCUUGUUUCUAAAUAUGGUCAAGAUUGGAAGAAAGUAGCUGAGCAUAUACCUGAUAGGAUGCCAAGCGAAUGUGAAUCUCAAUAUGUAAUCAUAUCUUCACCUGACUAUACCUCUUCUCGUGCUAAAGCAAAAAGCGCGCGUACAAAAAGCGCUCGAACAAAACUUAAAUCUAAGCUAAUUUUGACUGAAGAAGAAUGUGAACUUUUGAACAAUUUAAUUGGGAAAUACGGUUGUAGAUGGUCAAAAUUUUCAAAACAUUUUCCAACAAAGAGUUUAAACUCUAUUGAAUCAUUCGUACGUAAGAAUCCAAAUAAAUUUUCUUCUAUUUUCAAAUUCCCAGAAAGAUUGAGGAAGCACAGAUGUUGGACUGAUAGUGAAAUGAAAUUAUUAAACAAUCUAAUUAUGAAAUAUGGUCGUAAUUACGAUGCAAUUUCUCGAAGAAUACUUGGUAGAACUUCAGAAGCUGUGUCUCGAUUUUUGCCGCGUCAUUCUCCAGAUCUACCCGCACUUCGUAAUGCGAAUAUUUUAAGAUGGUUCAAAUCUUCAAGCUUAUGGACUGAACGUGAAACACGUACAUUAAAUGAUCUUGUUGAGCAAUACGGUAAUGAUUGGUUCCUUAUAUCAAGUAAACUUUACGGGAGAACGGCAUUUGCAUGUCAAGAUAAAUUUUAUGCAUGUUGGCAACCAAACAAAAUUAAAAAAGAAUUAGUAAUACAUAACUGGCCGCAAGAAGCAAUUCGGGUUUUGGACUACUUAAUCACAAAAUAUGGAAAAUGGCAAAUAGUCCCGAUUCUUUUACCCGGAACAACACCAUUUAAUUACUAUAUGCGUUCUGCAACUAAUAUCUGGGGUUGGAGAAACCAUGAAAUAUCACUUCUAAGGGAUUUGAUACAAAAGUACGGCCACGAUUGGAAAAAGAUUAAAGCAUAUCUUCCACAUAAACGUAUCAAUUCGAUCGAGCAUCAUGUGAAAACAAAUCCUCAACUUUAUAAUAUUGAAGAUCAUAAAAAUGACACAGAAUUAUAUGAAAUUGAACAAAAUUUUAGUGUACAAAGGCGAUGGAGCGCAGACGAAUUGAGAAAACUCUUAGAGUUAAAAUCACAAUAUGAAACAGAUUGGUGCAAUAUUUCUGAGGGGCUCCCUGGUAGAUCACCAUCAGCGUGCUUUUAUAAAUACCAAGUAAUGACAAGGUUAUUAAUGAAGGUCGGAAAAGAUUGGCAUUCUAGUGCCAUUAUACAAGUUCAAGAUUUUUUCCAGAAAUAUGGUCCAGACUGGGAAUUGAUAUCACAAAAUGUAUCAAAUAAAAGCCCUGGAGAAAUACAACAAUUGGUAAAUGAAAAUCCGAUGUUUUUUUCAAAUCCUGGGUUUGAUAGACAUUUUAUUGACACUACCGGAAAGACUGUAGUUCAAUCUUGGUCUGAAGAAGAUAUAUUAAAGUUAAAGAAUUUUACAGAAAUAUAUGGUAAAGAUUGGAAUAAAAUUGCGUCUCAAUUGCCGGGGAAAACAUCUGAGGAUUGUGAAGAAUAUUAUAAUUUAUAUAAAGACAAGUUUCCGAAUUUGAAUACGAAUCACUUGACAAUAUCAGAUAAUGAUAAAGCAUGGACUGAAAAAGAAAAACAAACAUUAAAAGACUUGUUAGAGAAAUAUGGUACAGAUUAUGAUCGGAUCGCAAGAUUUAUUCCAGGAAAAUCACAAGAAUCGAUUAGAUCAUAUGUUACUACACAUAAACAAGAACUUUUACCCAAAGAACUUGACAUGUACGAAAAUGAAUCAUGUAUGCCACCAUGGACGAAAGAUGAAGAGAAUAAAUUGAUUAAUCUUGUAAGACUUUAUAGGGAGGAAUGGAAAAUGAUAUCUGAUUAUUUACCUGAAAGAUCUCCAAUUGCUUGCAAACGUAAAUAUUAUACUAUUUUACACCCAAACCUUUCAAAAAUUGAAGCGAUCUCGUUGUCAUUGGGCCUCCCGGCUCGGGAAAAACUACCUAUUGUAAUGGCAUGCAACAAUUCCUUCGCGCCACAGGAAGUGAACCUUGAUCCGGCAAAUGAUUUCUUACCAUAUGAAUGUGCAAUAAAUAUGGCAGAUUUAAUUACAUUAGGAGAGGUUAUGGAAGAAUUUAAGUUAGGUCCAAAUGGGGGUAUGAUGUAUUGCAUGGAAUAUUUAGAAAAAAACAUUGAUUGGCUUGAAGAAAAGCUAAAGAGCUUAGAAGACGAAUAUUUUUUAUUCGAUUUUCCUGGUCAAGUUGAACUCUUUACUCAUCACGAAUCGGUUAAAAAUAUCAUUGAAAGAUUGCAAAAAUUGGACUACAGGCUUGUAACGGUUCAUCUGGUAGAUGCACAUUAUUGUACUGACCCAUCAAAAUAUAUUUCAGCACUAUUAUUGUCACUUAAAACGAUGUUACAAAUCGAAUUACCUCAUAUUAAUGUACUUUCAAAGGUUGAUCUGAUGGAAUCGUAUGGCAAAUUAGCUUUUAACUUGGAUUUUUAUACCGAAGUACAAGACUUAUCAUAUUUACUAGAGCAUUUAGAUACUGAUCCAUUCGCAAGUAAAUUUAAAGAAUUAAAUAAAGCAUUAUGUGGAUUAAUAGAAGAUUUUAGUUUAGUUGGAUUUUAUACACUUUGUAUAGAGGACAAGAAUUCGGUGAUGAACCUUGUUAAAGUAAUAGACAAGGCAAAUGGAUACGUAUUUGGCGGAUUGACAGAGGGUAAUGAAAGUAUUAUGUUGACUGCAAUGAGUGAUAUAAAUAGCUUUCACAAUGUUAUGGAUGUGCAAGAAAGAUGGUUAGAACAUAGAGAGAUAUGGGAUGAAUGGGAAGCUAAACAAAACCAACAAUAG
Cetraspora pellucida is the source of this 2922-nucleotide messenger RNA. NCBI's taxonomy places the organism in Eukaryota, Fungi, Glomeromycota, Glomeromycetes, Diversisporales, Gigasporaceae. The record is from the annotation of a GenBank genome assembly.